This is a messenger RNA of Carlito syrichta (Philippine tarsier), 2360 nucleotides long. It is a transcript of the gene LTF, whose product is annotated as lactotransferrin. Gene Ontology annotation, biological process: iron ion transport; antibacterial humoral response. Bases 38 to 2170 code for a protein of 710 amino acids. The transcript is spliced from 17 exons. Lineage: Eukaryota; Metazoa; Chordata; Mammalia; Primates; Tarsiidae. Gene Ontology annotation, cellular component: recycling endosome; plasma membrane; extracellular region. The record is from RefSeq and is a predicted model, not a curated record.
AGAGCCCUCGGUUGCCAAGUCGCUGAGGACCGCAGUCAUGAAGCUGGUUUUCCCAGAGCUGCUGCUCCUCGGGGCCCUUGGACUGUGUCUGGCUGCCCCUAGGAAAAGCGUCCGAUGGUGCACCACAUCAAAUCCUGAGGCAACAAAAUGCUACCAAUGGCAAAGGAAUCUGAGAAGAGUGGGUGGCCCUCCUGUCACCUGCACAAGGAAAGCCUCCGUCCGUCAGUGCAUCCAGGCCAUUGCGGCAGACAGGGCAGAUGCUGUGACCCUUGAUGGCAGUUUGGUGUUUGAGGCAGGCCUGGCCCCCUACAACUUGCGACCUGUAGUGGCAGAAGUCUACGGAACUGAAGCACAGCCACGAACCCACUAUUAUGCCGUGGCUGUGGUGAAGAAGGGCAGCCGCUUUCAACUGAACCAACUACAAGGUCUGAAGUCUUGCCACACGGGCCUUGGCAGGACCGCAGGGUGGAACAUUCCUAUAGGGACACUUCGUCCUUCUUUGGACUGGAAGGGGCCGCCUGAGUCCCUUGAGGGAGCUGUGGCCAAGUUCUUCUCAGCCAGCUGUGUUCCCGGUGCAGAUGGAAGACAGUUCCCCAACCUGUGUAGCCUGUGUACGGGGACAGGGGAAAAUAAGUGCGCCUUUUCCUCCCGGGAACCUUACUUUGGCUACUCUGGUGCCUUCAAGUGUCUGAGAGACGGGGCUGGAGAUGUGGCUUUCAUCAGGGAAAGUACAGUGUUUGAGGACCUGCCGGACAAGGCUGAAAGGGACCAGUUGGAGUUGCUCUGCACAGAUAACACCCGCAGGCCAGUGGAAGAGUAUGAACAGUGCAACUUGGCCCGGGUACCUUCUCAUGCCAUUGUGGCACGAAGUAUGAAUGGCAAGGAGGACUCCAUCUGGGAGCUUCUCCGCCAGUCACAGGAAAACUUUGGGAAGAACAAGUCGUCAUCAUUCCAGCUCUUCCGCUCCUCUCGUAGGCAGAAGAAUCUGCUAUUUAAAGACGCUGCCUUAGGGUUUACAAGGAUCCCCUCGAGGAUAGAUGCUGAGAUGUAUCUUGGCUUCAGCUACCUCACUGUCAUCCAGAAUCUGAGGGAAAGCGAGGCGGCUGUGGCAGCCCGGCGCGCACGGGUUGUGUGGUGUGCGGUGGGCGAACAGGAGCAGCGCAAGUGCAGCCAGUGGAGCGGCCUGAGCAACGGCAGCGUGACCUGCGCCUCAGCCCCCACCACGGAGGACUGCAUCGCCCUAGUGCUGAAAGGAAAAGCUGAUGCCAUGAGUUUGGACGGAGGAUUUAUCUAUACUGCGGGCAAGUGUGGUUUGGUGCCUGUCCUGGCAGAGAACUACAAAUCCCCCCAAAGCAAUGCCUUUGAUCCUAAUUGUGUAGAUAGACCUGUGGAAGGAUAUCUUGCCGUGGCAGCGGUUAGGAAAGCAAAUGCUGACGUCACCUGGAACUCUCUGAGAGGCAAGAAGUCUUGCCACACCGCCGUGGACAGGACCGCGGGCUGGAACAUCCCCAUAGGCUUGCUCUUCAGCCAGACUGGCUCCUGCAGAUUUGGUGAAUAUUUCAGUCAAAGCUGUGCCCCUGGGUCUGACCCAAGAUCCAAUCUCUGUGCUUUAUGUAUUGGUGAUGAGAGGGGUGAGAAUAAGUGCGUGCCCAAUAGCAAUGAGAGGUACUACGGCUACACUGGGGCUUUCAGGUGCCUAGCAGAGAAUGCUGGAGAUGUUGCAUUUUUGAAAGAUGUCACUAUCUUGCAGAACACUGAUGGAAAGAACACUGAAGCAUGGGCUAAGGAUUUGAAGCUGGAGGACUUUGAGCUGCUGUGCCUUGAUGGCACCCGGAAGCCUGUGCAGGAGGCUAGGAGUUGCCACCUGGCCAUGUCCCCGAGUCAUGCUGUAGUAUCUCGGAAAGAUAAGGUGGAGCGUCUUGAACAGGUCCUGCUCCACCAACAGGCUCAGUUUGGAAGAAAUGGACGUGACUGCCCGGGCAAGUUCUGCUUGUUCCAGUCUGAAACCAAAAACCUUCUGUUCAAUGAUAACACCGAGUGUCUGGCCAGACUUCAAGGCAAAACAACAUAUGAAAAAUAUUUAGGAUCACAGUAUGUCACAGCCAUUGCUAAUCUGAGGCGAUGCUCAACCACCCCACUCCUGGAAGCCUGUGCUUUCCUCAGGAAGUAAAACCCAAGAAGACGGCCCAGCCCUCCGAGAGAACCUCAGUCAUUUGCUGCCCUCAGCCCUUCUUCUCAUGUGCUGGGGCUUUGUCCACCCUUGCUGAGGGUGGCUCUUGCCAAUUAAUCUGUUUUCACAAUUCCCUGCUUUCAUCUUAGCAAGAAAUAAAAUCAGAGAUGUUGUUGAUUUUUUCUCUUUA